GGCAGCCGGCAUGGUGGUGGGCGUAGGUGGGCCCGCGGGCGUGGGGAGUUGCUCUUCGGGCUCCGGGCGCAGCAAGCGGCGCCGCCAGUCUCCGGUGGUCGGGGCAGUCGGCGGGGCCAGUCCGCAGCAUGAGGAGGUCGGUGCGGGUUACAACAGUGAGGAUGAGUACGAGGCGGCGGCAGCACGCAUGGAGGCCAUGGACCCCGCCACCGUGGAGCAGCAGGAGCAUUGGUUUGAAAAGGCCCUGAGGGACAAGAAGGGCUUCAUCAUCAAGCAAAUGAAGGAGGACGGCGCCUGUCUUUUCCGGGCUGUAGCUGACCAGGUGUAUGGAGACCAGGACAUGCAAGAGGUUGUACGAAAACACUGCAUGGACUAUCUGAUGAAGAAUGCUGACUACUUCUCCAACUACAUCACAGAGGACUUCUCUACCUACAUCAACCGGAAGCGGAAAAACAACUGCCAUGGCAACCACAUUGAGAUGCAAGCCAUGGCAGAGAUAUACAACCGGCCUGUGGAAGUUUACCAGUACAGUACAGAACCCAUCAACACAUUCCAUGGGGUCCAUCAAAAUGAGGAUGAGCCCAUUCGGGUUAGUUACCAUCGGAAUAUUCACUAUAAUUCAGUGGUGAAUCCCAACAAGGCUACCAUUGGUGUGGGACUGGGCCUGCCAUCCUUCAAACCAGGGUUUGCCGAACAGUCCCUAAUGAAGAAUGCCAUAAAGACAUCAGAGGAGUCUUGGAUUGAGCAGCAGAUGCUGGAAGACAAGAAGAGGGCUACAGACUGGGAAGCAACAAACGAAGCCAUCGAGGAGCAGGUGGCACGGGAAUCUUACUUGCAGUGGCUUCGGGAUCAAGAGAAACAGGCCCAUCAGGUCCGUGGCCCUAGCAAGCCACGAAAAGCCAGCGCCACAUGCAGUUCUGCCACAGCAGCAGCUUCCAGUGGCCUGGAGGAGUGGACCAGCCGGUCUCCACGGCAGCGGAGCUCAGCCUCAUCACCAGAGCAACCAGAACUGCCCUCUGAGCUGGGUAUCAAGCCCCCUUCUCCAGGCACUGUUUUAGCUCUUGCCAAACCUCCUUCACCCUGUGCACCAGGUACAAGCAGCCAGUUCUCAGCAGGGGUUGACCGGUCCUCUUCCCCCCUUGUCUCCCCCUAUCCUGCUCUGGAAUGCCGGGCUCUCAUUCAGCAGAUGUCUCCUUCAGCCUUUGGUCUGAACGACUGGGAUGAUGAUGAGAUCGUAGCAUCAGUGUUGGCAGUGUCCCAACAGGAAUACCUAGACAGUAUGAAGAAAAAAUAAAUGCACAGAGAGCCUCCUCCAGACAAGAGUUGAUGGUGACCAGACACUGGAGACCCAUCUCCCAAACCCCGCCUCUCUUCCCUCUGGUGCCACCCUCCCUUUCUUUGGCUUUCUUCCUUCUGCCCUCCCUUCUCUUACUCCUCCCUACUUCCUUCUGGCUGACUCACCUUCAUGCCCCCCCAUCACUGCCACCACCAUCAUGUGUCUGCACCAGCUGACAUGCCCUCUUGCCCUCUGCACAGUACCAUCCCUGAUUCCACAGGGGACCUGGGCAAGGGUGCCGAAGGUAGGCAAGAGGCACACAGAGACAAACCAGCUGGCAGCCAAGCAGCCCUAGGAGAGAGUAAAGACUCCCCUUUCUUCCAAAUUCAAAAAAAGUUUGUUAUCCCAAACACAGUUUGAUGCCAGAGAGGUGGAAGGAAGCAGGUGGGAAAUUUGUCUUCCUAGUAUCCCGAGAAUGUUUGAACCUUCAUUUUUUUUUAAUUU
Molecule: messenger RNA, 1780 nt
Organism: Suncus etruscus (white-toothed pygmy shrew)
Lineage: Eukaryota; Metazoa; Chordata; Mammalia; Eulipotyphla; Soricidae
Product: OTU domain-containing protein 5-like
Exons: 1
Coding region: 11-1294 (427 amino acids)
Biological process (GO): protein deubiquitination
Molecular function (GO): cysteine-type deubiquitinase activity; K63-linked deubiquitinase activity
Source: RefSeq, a predicted model, not a curated record